This is a messenger RNA of Astrephomene gubernaculifera, 2487 nucleotides long. Lineage: Eukaryota; Viridiplantae; Chlorophyta; Chlorophyceae; Chlamydomonadales; Astrephomenaceae. The record is from the annotation of a GenBank genome assembly.
CUUGUUAUCAUAUUAAUUCACGGUCCUUUGCGUUGUCCGUUGGCGUAAUGUUGGCUUUCCGCUCUUUGCAACCUGGAACGCACAGAAGUCAACACGCACACUACGCACAUGGAUUACCUAACCCUAGCGCCGUUGUUAGCCAGCAGCCAUUUAGCUUGUUGGCGCACCGAGGUCGACGCGACAUGGUUGUCGCCGUGUUUGCAAAGAAGGACCACAAAGAGUAUAAUGAGCAUCAUGACGACCAUCAAUUAUCGCGUAGCAGCGCCGAGCUGCAGGCAUAUGCCGAGAGAGAGCGCUACCUUAUGUCAGAAUUGUCGAAGGCUCACAGCCAGGUAGACAAACUGCUGGACCAGCAGCAGCUACUGCUCAACAUGGUUGCACGGCUUUCGGGCGUGGCUGGACCGCUUGCCCAGCAACCGGACCGCAACGUCAACCUAGUUCCUCCAGCUGCGGUACCACUCCCCACAUCCUUACCCCCUUCCGGUGGACUCGAGAAGCAAAGCCCUGGAGCCGCUUUCAUCUCCGCCGCUGCUGCUGCCGUACCAGCAACAUCUGCCGUACAAUUCACCCGCAGCAGCAACAGCAUUAGCAACACGGACAACGGUGUUAGCACUACUGCCACAACGGGCGCUAGCGUCAGCAACAACAGCAACAGCGCCGGCAGCAGCGGUACCAGCAGCGGCGGCAGCUCUUUCCCCACCUCUCUAUCGGAGUUCUUCCGCUCGGCUGCCGCUGCGGCGCCUCACCCCGCCAGCGCCGCCGCUGCCGCCUCCGUCGCCGCCGCCAUCGCCGCCGUCGACACCAGCGACAUCCUCUCCCUCGGCGACUUCCCCCUGCCUGAGACCUCGCGGCAGCGGAGCCCGCUCCCUCCUCCUUCCCCCCAGCAACGUCAGCAACAGGCGCAAGCAUCAGCACAGCAGGAUGCAGCAUCUGCACCGCAUGAAGCAGCGAGGUCUACAUCCCCGCCACAGCUGCAGCAGCCAUCGCUGCUGUUCAAUACCUUGGGCGGCUUCAUCACCACCAGCAUCACCAGCAGCAGCAACGCGCAGUCCUCAUCAUCUCCCUCUCCGGGAGAGUCCGCUGCAGCGCCUGUUGCGGGGCCUGCUGCUGCUGUGUCAGGAGGAGGAGCUGCCGGUGCCGACCUCGCACAGGUGGAUGUGGAGGUGGCCAAGGCGGCACCCACGGACCCCCCUCCCGAGCUGGUUCAGGGGGAUGACGACAUCUACUGGCUGUCCAGGUUGCAUGCUGCGCUGGAGCAGCGGGGGUUCUACCCGGGAGAGGAGGACAUGGAGAACUGGUUCUUCGGCGAAACCACGCAAGCUGCCGUACUCGCGUUCCAGGCCUCCGUACGACUGCCGGAGACGGGGGUGGUGGACCGGCCCACAUGGACGGCGCUGCUGGGGGAGGCGGCGGCGGGGGAACUGUACGACAGGGGAGCUGCAGCGGAGGCGGCGGCGGUCAUGGCGGCGGUGGUGACGGCGGUGCAAACGGCAGAGUCAGGGGACCGCAGUGGUGAUGGCGCGUCGACGCGUUCUCCCCCGCCGGUAUCCCCGCCGCCGGUGUCAAGCGACGCCGUGUCGGCUGCAGCACCUCCUCCACCCGCCUCUUCUUCUUCAUCAUCAUCGGCUGCAGCUGCUGCUGCGACAGCUGCAACCGCUGCUGGCCCACCAGCUCAGUGGCCGGUGCUGAUGGAGGGAGACGGCGGGCGGGAGGUGCAUGCGCUGCAGGUGGCGCUCUGCACCCGCGGCUUCCACUGCGGCGAGGAGGACAUGCGCUGGUGGCAGCUGGGGGAGGACAGCGCCACCGCCCUGCGCUACUUCCAGAGCUGCAAUGGCCUGCCGGAGAGCGGCGUGUGCGAUGAGCGCACCUGGAGGGCGCUGCUGGGCCCUGCAGCCCAGCCGGCGGACCUGUACGACAUUCGGUUGGCUGCCAACAGCGAUGACGAGGAGGGUUUGGAGGGCGGGUUUGAGGAGGACAUGGAGGGCGUGUCACGGGGGCGGGUUUGGUUGCUUGGAGAGCAGCGGUGGGAGCGGAGAGCGUGAGAGAGGAGGGAGGGAAGGAGGGAAAACAGGGAAAAAGUGAAGCAGCGGAGAGGAGGGAGAGGGGCAGGCACGCCAGGCAGGGAGAGUACGGAGUGACGAUGGGAGGGAGUGGUAGGGAUGGUGAAAGGAGGGAAGGCUAGGGAAGGGAGAGGGGGCAGCAGUCUUGAAGCGAGAGGAGAGAUGAGGAUGCUAAAUGAGGGGCACCUGAGCGGUGUGGAGGGCACGUGAGGAUGUAUGAGUGCGCCUGGGUUUAGUGCGAGUGUCGCAUAUGCAUGCUUGUUGCAAUCGAUGGCUACAAAGCUGGGGAGGCAAGGGUGCUAACGGUCCAAAUGCGAAAGGUACGAACGAACUAGUACGGGAUGGCUAAGGUCCUGUGGCUACUUGAUGACGCAGGAACUCGGUUUGCAGGGUGUUACGUCCGCUCAUGUAAAAAUGGUCAUUUGUG